Molecule: messenger RNA, 7331 nt
Organism: Vollenhovia emeryi
Lineage: Eukaryota; Metazoa; Arthropoda; Insecta; Hymenoptera; Formicidae
Exons: 12
Coding region: 377-7123 (2248 amino acids)
Molecular function (GO): protein binding
Source: RefSeq, a predicted model, not a curated record
AUCGACUGUGAGUACCGGCCUAUGUUGCGUAGCGAGAGUCGCGGGUUACAUCCAACGGCCGACAGUUGUCGCCAGUUGUCCCGUCGCGCAUUGUCGCGAAUAAUCGCGCAAUCGCGAGAGGAGAGUAGCAUUGGAGAGUAGGAGACUCGCAUUUUCGGGACAACAAAUUUACGAAUCAAUUCGUCUCGUCAAGACGAGGACGCGAUCGCGGCCGUGGUGACACAAAUGCGGAGGCACCGCGACAGCUCGCUGUAAUAAUGUUGUGCGAGCCGACCGACACGGGCGGUCGGGCGCAAUAAUGACGAACGAUACGAACCGACGUGCCGGUGGAUCGAAAUAUGCGAGGUAGACAAGUAUGAAACAGUAAAUAUGCCUCAUGGCUGGAGGCGAGAACAGCAGCGAGCCAAAUGGAAACUUAGACAAGACGCACCGGUGGCUGUGCCACAGUAGUCUUCGCUCCUCCAGAACGCCCGAGUCUUGCUCGAGUAAUGAAUUCACGAAGCGGCAAGGUGCGGAGCAACGUCGCACCGCUGUCAAAAAUAUCAGCCUAUUGCAAGACAGUAUUCUGAGAAUAUUUACGGAUUCCUUACACUGUGAUCUUAACAUAGUACAUGGUUACAAAGUAAUACGUAUAAACGAGUGCGUUGUUAAAACAAGAUCGCCACGCUUGUACCAAGUUCUCAAGCCUUAUUUCGUUUACACUAACAAAACGAUCCAUUGCAUUCUCGAUAAAGCCGGACUUUUCCAUCGGAUUGAAGGUUUCGUAAGGCUUCUCUACAGUAAUCUCGACUUCACUCGAGAAGAGCAGUUGUUGGUAAAAAUAAUUUUGAAUACAAAUUACAAGUGUCAGUCUUUAGAUGAAUUUGAUACCAAUGUAUCUCGCACCGACAACAGGAAAUACGAGAAAUGUCUGACGUUGAACUGUGAUCUGGGACGUACGGACGUGAAGGACGUAAAGGAUUAUGCUGUAGCGAGCGCGAGCCCUGUUGCAUCAGAAAUGGCCGAUUCCGGUUUGGAGACAGGUUCGAUAAGUCCGCACGACAAUACGUCAGAGAAUUCGAGCACGGACCUGGAGGUGACGCAGGCGGCGGAGUACACUUCCGCUAACGAUGACGACUCGGAUCGGAUACGCGCCGAGCGGGUUCGCAACAAGAGCGAUUGUAAGACAUUUUUGUUGUACGACGAACACUGCGAGUCGCUCAACGACGACAGUUGUCGUGGAAGGAGCGCGACCCAAUCUGUGUCGAACGAUCAUAGCGUAACGUACUCCUCGUCCCUGGAGACGGAACAUCAGCCCACAAACACAACGUCGUCGGACAACGUCCAGGAAGCGAAACUGAAUGCCGACGAGAUCUUCCAGUACGAAAGUCGGAUGUUAAAUGAGCCAUUCUACGAGUCGGAUUGCGGCAGCGAUGAAAACGAAUCUUUCGAAUUUAUCGAGCCCAUCCCUUCGACGAGUGACGAUCAUGAAGAAACUUCCACAAAGUGCAAAUUGGAAUGGAAAACGCAGCCCGACGCCGAAGAAUCGCUCGUGGAAAGCGCGACGAGCAAAGCUGAAGCGAGCCGAGAAUCCGACCAGUCUCGUCUUACUAACGCGACUGGCCGUAACAACUCCUGCGCGAGCGGUUAUUACUUCAUCGAUGCGUCCACCUUGAAUGACGAGGUGGACAUCGUGUCCACGAAUGUAGCGAGGAAUCAGUAUGGUAGUGACGGUGGUACGUCACUACCAUACCUGACGUUUUCCUCAAAUUAUACAGAUUACACGGCGAACAAAUCGAACAACGCCGUGGAGGAACAAUCGUACAAGUUUACGCCGCUCAAGGCGCUGCCCCUGCAAACGGGCCACGAGCGAGUGGCGGAACUUGAACGGGAGCUCAAACUCACCGAAUACUUGCAGCCAUUUCCAGAGUCGCGCAAAAUAAAACGAGUAGAUUCUCCAGCUGUCUCCUCGGAGGAGAAGAUAGAGACGAGCAAGCCGACGGAGAAGGAGUCGUUGGCCGUGGAGAUCAAAGAGGCGGACAGUGGGGAGAGCGCGCAUCCUUCCCCGUGUCCCGACAACAAUACCAAGUUGAACAACCGAGAUGAAAAAACGGAAACGCCGAGCAGUGCCGAGGCAACGAAGACAGCAGGGAAGAGAAGCGAGAAAGACGCGGCGGGUGAGACAAGCGGGGAGGACAGGCGACCAUCGCUCAUCAGAAGAAACACGUUCGAGCUUGACUCUAACGACGAGAAGUUAUCCGUUUUGAGACAAGAGUAUGAACGCAGGCAAGGUAGCCUCGUUUUUCAAAGCGCCAUUCCACAAUACUCCGGACAUCGCGUAGACGGAGACUCCAUUUGCCACGCACCUUCCGAUUCCGUAGUUAAUCCGAUUCCAAUUAUUGAGCCGUCGAUCACGUUUACACCCGAUAUACAGAGCUCCAUUAAUACACAGCAUCCGGUGUCCUAUUCAUUGGACGGUCAUGAAUACGAGAUAAAUCAAACGCAAGCGCAAGCGAAUUAUGUACAAUCCGGUCUCAGCAAGUCUUGCGCGGUUUACCCGGUUAUCAAGAGUGCCAGCGACAAAUCUAUCGUGGAUUGCGGCAUGGACUGUGGCUCGGACGAUACGUUGAAUCAUUGCAGUAGCAGCCUACCGGUUACCUUGGAUUCCAUCUUGGAGAAAGGUAACCGAGCGGAGCCUGUAAAGAGAACCUGUAAGCGAGACGAAGCCACUCCGAUUAUUUCUGGCGGUGUUAGCACCUCGGAUUAUUCGAAACCUACGGACAGUCCGACCGUGCGGCGCAAGACGGAAUCCACACCGAUCGUAUCGGGCGGCUCGGUGAUUAUGAACAAGCCUGAAAUGAAAGUCAAGUCCUCCAAAAUGUCUUCCUCCAUGACUGCCUGGGUGGUUGACAUGAGUGAUUGUAAUAAAGAGGAACCCAAGGCUCGAAGCAACUCACGGAGCAUGUCGCAAAGCUUCUCCACCUCCGAGAGCAUGAAAAGAUCCAUGCAAAAGUCAGGCUUGAGUCAUGAAAAGCACGGUUUAGGCUUCUUUGUCGAUCUGAAGGAUGUGAAGGAUGUGAAGGAUACAAAAGAUAUGAAAGUUGAUGUUGAACCCAUCAAAUGUGAUCGCCCACUCGAGAGGAAGGAACGCGACGGUAACGGCAGCGGCAAGCCUUAUUGUGAAUUUUACGUAGAUAUAUCUGACAAGAGUAACGGUGGUAGAGUCAAGCCAUCCGAAAGGCAGAGCACAAGCAUGAGAAACGACAUUUCGAGCGAAGGAGAAAAGAAGAACAUCUUCUCGAUGUUUAUCGAUCUGAAUGAUACGCGUGCAGACGUUGCCGCUCCGACGAGGCACAGGCGAAGCUUUUCAACGAUACCGAAUAAAUUAGCAGAUAACAUAAAUAAGACGGACGACAGUAGCUCGAUAGAUAACAGCAGCAGCGCCGCGGGAGAUAAUCAGCCGGUGAGCCAAGAACAAAAGAAGGAAAAAACGAAGCCUAGCGUCUUUAUGUUCAUAGAGUCCGAUUCUCCUGUAGUGAGAAGACGGACGCUAUCUACUUCACGGCCAACGUUCCAGCGACACUCCUGGAACGUGGACAAGACACAAUCGGUAAAUAAUAGUAACGGCUGCGUGGCGAAAGAACUUAUGUUUAGAAGGGAGCACAAACGUGCGCACAGCGUGUCGAUGGACAGUCGCGGCAUUACCAAGCAACUCCAAGCGAAGACGAGCUCGUCCAGUCACUCGUUGAGCGACGCGGCUAAGGCGGACUCUUACAAUCAUAAAAAUUUCAAGACACUACAGGAGCGUGAGCAUAACUCCAACAAUAUGGACACAUCGUCCGAGGAUGUAUUCGAGUUUGAUGUAAGGGACACUCCGCCGAACUCUCACGUGGAGAUCGAGAAUGAACAGCUGCGCGUCAACGUGAAUCACCGCGAGUACAAAGAAAUGACUCCCGGUCAAUUGGAGGACUUGGAGGCUAACGAGACGAGAGCGUACGAGGACGAGUUCUCGGAGACCUCCGCUUGGGAAAAGACAUGUACGGAGAGCACGGAAGGUCACACUCGCAAAAGUGAAACGUUCGACAUCAGCAGCGGCAGCGGACCUUCCCCGGACAGCGACAACCACUAUUACGAAUUGACCGACGUGUUGAAUUCGGGUGUUAACGAUAGAUCGCAACUAAUUGCCACGGGAAACAGCAGUAAGAUAUCGGAAACUCGCAAGUCAUUGAGUGAAACUAUCAAGAAGAUUGAGUGCGAAUUGAAGGAGCCGGGAUAUAACGACGCACAUCAGUCGUACGAAUGUCGUUUGUCAAAGAAAGCCGGCAAGGUGUCCGGUCGCGGCUUCAAGAAUUUGCAUUCCGAUUCGCACAAAACAAGUACUUCCAGUUUUGUACGUCUGUCGGAUUUAGAUAAAACGCCGACGGCUAAUCACGCGUCGGAUGUGUUGACGGUGAAAGCUGACAGAAGCACGUAUCGGAUGAGCAGCAGUAUCCCGGAAACAUCGUGGAUAGAGAGCAAGCUGGCAGUGACGAGGAACAGCGGCCCAGUUAAACCGGUCUCUAGGAAGCUCGCUUCUGUUAUGAGCACGUCGCUCCCAUCCAAACAGAAGUCACCGCUGGAGGAUUUGACCGGUGAUUGCGAAGCAGAAGGGAUUAUCUCCGAAUCUGAUCUCAGCAGCAUGCAGAGCAGUAUGGGACGUUCCGGAGCGGAAGGCAGCACGGAAGAAACUGAAACCUCAAGCAUAGCUGGUGCAAAGCCAUAUAAUAGACUGGGUGAGGAUUUAUUAAGGAUGUUCCUGGAAGAAAUCAAUCCUGACGUUACGAUAGACGUAGCUGGUCGGCAUAUAAGAGCGCAUAAAUGUAUAUUAAGUUCUCGUUGCCAAUAUUUUGCCGCAAUUUUGAGCGGCGGAUGGAUCGAAAAUGCAGGCAAUGUUAUUUCUCUACAAGGGUAUUCUUAUAAUGCAGUUCAUUUUGCAUUAUGUCAUAUCUAUAGUGGAGAAAGUAAUAUACCAGAUUCUAUAAGUAUCGUUGAAUUAGCGACGUUAGCAGAUAUGUUGUGUUUGGAAGGUCUUAAAGAAGUCAUAGGAUACACGCUUAAGCUUAAAUAUUGCCACCUGUUUCACAAGCCUUGCCAAAUAUGUGCCGUCGGAGUGUUGGAAUGUAUGCCGUUGGCAGCGGCGUACGGCCUGGAUGAAGUGUAUCGAAAGUCACUCAGAUGGACUACGAAGCACUUUGUACGAAUAUGGCCGUGCAAGGCAUUUGCGACUCUCCCGAGAGAACUUAUGGAAAAAUGUUAUCAUCAGCAUAUAGUGCACAUGUCUACCGACAACGUGCUACAAACCAUGAUAGAUUGCGAUAAACUGUUGGCAACCUUACCGAAUGUGCGAUGGGCAGAGCCGGUGUUUCGGAUGGUAUCAAAUCUGUUAGAGACAUCUGUAAAAUUCCUGUCGGAAAAUUUCGCAGCUGUCUUGGGAAGCGAUAAUUUCCAAUCUCUUGGCCGCGAGUUAACAUGGAACAUCAGCCGCUUAGAAGAUCACUUUCUAGCAGCCGUCGAACAGUUGCAGCCUGAACAAGCGUGCAAAAGUUAUUCGAGAUUGAACAAAAUGCUUCUCGCGUCGCAGACGGAUGAUUUUCAGGGUAAGAUCAAGUGGGGACCGCUGUUUAUUGACUUUCUGCACAAACUUCAAGGCUGUGUGGAAAAGUGCUUGGUGCGCGAUGCCGCACGUGCCGCGAGAACCACCACAUGGUUGAAAAUGGAUCUGGAACUUCGCAGGAGAAUACAGGAGCUAGCUUGUCUCGUGAUCUUGCCUCACGAGACUUCGAAACGUCUCUCCAAGCAUACAAACUUCCUAAAGGAACCUCGUGUGCCGCCAAAUCGGUCGACGAUAAGUCGCAGCUUAGAUUUAAAACGGGUGAAAAUGGCGAUAUCAGAGCAUAAUGACAAAACUUUAAAACAGGUGCCAUCAGCCAAGCAAACCAAGAAAGUUUUAUGUAAGCCAAAAACAGAUCCGCUCGAGCGUAAAAUGCAGGAGGAUAAACAAGUUACCUCUGAACCCGUUAGGCCAAAAUCAUGGCCUAAUAAGAUAGAGGUGAAAUCAAGAUAUUUGGAACAAAGAAACAAAGUUGUUCCAAAGGAAAACGUGCCCAUGCAUCACGACAAGUUCGUGCAACAACGGCGGAAAAUUAUGAUUUCCUCGUCUGAUUCGUCACGUACUUCCAGCCCGGCGAUGAAACGCGCGACAGAUAAAAAACCAAUGUCCAAGAUAAAACUACCAGUCAGGAAAGAUGUAAAAGCUCUCUCGUCGGACAGCUUGACGGAGGCGAACGCGGGUCGAACUGGCGCUAAAAAACCAGAUUUGAUCAGCAAAAGCUGCGCAAUUACCAGACCCGAAUCUCCUUCCUUUAAACAGAAAAGCGCCGAGAUAGGUUUAUCGGUGGACUCUUUGGAAACCAAGAGUAAGCCGGUUACCGUCAAAAAGAAAGUCAACAAAAUGGAUACAUCCAUGUCCACCGACAGUCUUAUGACGGAGAUAACGACGACUCCAAAAUCUAACGUAUCCAAUAAAUUGUCGCCUACUUUAGCAAAAGCGAACAAAACGCAAACUUAUGACAGGAUGAAAAAGAGCUCGCCACCAACACAGCAGAGGAGCCCAUUGGCGAUCACUAAGAGGCCUCUGAGAUCAUUGGAAAGUUCUACUGCCGCCAGUCGCAGUAGAGCCGCUGCUAUCAGUAACACAUACCAUGGUUCGCCGAGUUUACGUAGAAACUUAUUAGAUGCUGCAAGGACGCCGGACGUUCCCAGUAAACCGGUAAAUACAGUAGCCCCCUUCAGGGCGCGACAGGUCGUGCAGACAAACGUUUCUCUCAACACGAGGAGAGAGAGAAAGGAAACCCAAAAUUCGCAGACCUCUGAUAGCCCCAGCAAGAAAUCCUCCCCGAAGUCUAGCAUUGGCAGUAGGAUGAACAAAUCGGUGACCGCUGGCAGGAGAAUUGUCAGUAGUAAAGCUGACGACAAGAUUAAAAAGUGCUAUAAUGUGGAGGCACAGAGGCAACCCACAGUAGGUUCGAGAUCUGGCACGUUCCUCAAAGAUGAACCUACGAUACUUAAAAAAGUGGAUAUCAAAACAUCGCAAAUUAACACUUAAUGUUAUUAAUGGCUGAAUAAUUCUAUCGACAGGAUAUGCAUUGUCGACGCGAUAUUGAUUUUUGUCCAUUAAUGGUACUACGCUUUUAUCAGCAGGCAAGGAUUCUUUCAUCACGAGAUGGCUUGUAAUCAUAUCAUACAAGUAAAGUUAGAUUUUAAUGUUAUUAAUAUCAUUAAAAUAAUUUUGCAUCUCCAUACAUAUAUUAAUA